AUGGGCAACGCCACUGGCCGCGCCGCCCGCCGAGUCUUCCCGCCACCCACCGACGUCCCACCUCCGCCGGCCGGGGCUGGACCCUCUUCGUCCCAAGGAGAGGAUCCCGUCCGCUUCGUCAGAAAGUUCUUCGACGAGUUCUUGGGAUACCUUCGAAAGAAAUUCCAAGAACGUGCUAGAGGCCUCCACCUCCGCACCCCGAGUCCUUUCUGGCCGUUCAAGGACUUGCCGGAGCCGGCCCCGGGCACCGACCGCUAUGAACCAGUCCAAGAUCCCGUCUUCCUCGCUCUGCUGGGGUACCUGAUUGAAAUCACCUUCAAGGAAGGCUUGGGCUGCCCUCUGAGCAGGGGUCUCGUGGGUCUGUUCCUCUGCGCUCUCCGCGGCGACGACAUGGGACUGGAGGCCUUAUCCCCCGUGGAGGAGGAGGACGAUCCCAUCAUCGCAACCAAGAUCUGGGCGGUCUUUGGGAAGCUCAUCUAUCUUGGACAGAAGUUCCGAGAGGCGGGGAUCAAGUGGAAGGGUGUGUUUGGCGACGGCGAUGAUUACAUCAGGCCAGCUAGUUUUGAUGAUGAUGGAGGCAGUAAGAAAUCUUUAAUUGCUUGGUUAAGCAACUGCAUUGAUAUAAUUCUUUUCAAGAAUGCGACAGGAUUAGAUUGGGGAAGAUUGGAGGUGCAUGGACUGAUUGCUUUUAGCUAUGAUAGCAUUGGUCUUAAGAAAAAGCAGAGGCGUACUGACUUUCUGAAUUCACUGGCAGGAUCUUCUUUUGGAUUGACCAUUGGGAUAGAUUUAGGAACUUCAUACACACGUGCUGCUGCUGACGUGAAUGGCUCCUUGGAGGGCAUACUCAAUGACAAGGGAAAGGGCAUGACCCCAUCGUGCGUGGCAUAUACUGAGAUGCUAAUUGGCGAGGAUGCGCGGAAGCUGGCAUUUGUGAAUCCUGAAGGAACUAUUCUUAAUGCCAAACGACUUAUUGGAAGAAAAUUUAGGGACAAAGAUGUACAGGAAGACUUGAAGUUUGUCCCGUACGAGAUUGUUAACAAGGAUGGUAAGCCCUAUAUUAAAGCGAGGAAGGAAAGGGGCGAGUGGUUUAUAAGUCCUGAGGACACUGCUGCACUUCUUCUAGAAAAAGUGAAGGAGGAUGCUGAACGCGCACUUGAUAGGCCUAUCAUGGAUGCCAUUGUUACUGUUCCAGCUUACUUCAAUGUUGCUCAGAGACGGGCUACCAAGGUUGCUUGUGAGAAAGCCCACUUAUAUUUGGUUAGAAUUAUCAAUGAACCAACGGCUGCUUCUAUUGCAUACGGUCGAUAUAAGCAGGUUGGUCAGAAAAACAUCCUUGUUUGUCACAUUGGCGGUGGGACAUUUGAUGUCAGCAUCUUGAUUAUUCAUAAUGGAGCUUUUGUGGUUCUAGCAACUAGUGGAGACAAACUAGGAGGUGAGGACUUUGAUAAGACAAUAAUGCAGCAUUUCAUAAAAGUGAUCAGUAGGAAGCAUAGGAAGGACAUCAGCAGGGACAGCCAGGCUCUUGCGAAGUUGAGGAGAGAAUGUGAACGUGCCAAGAGAGCUUUGGGCAGCCAGCAGGAAGUUCAAAUGGUCAUUGAAUCACUCUGUGAGGGCCUUGAUUUCUCUGAGCUACUGACGAGGGACCUGUUUGAAGAGUUGAACAAUGAUUUGUUCAUGAAGAUUGUGUGGCAUGUGAAUGAAACCAUGAAGGAUGCUGGACUGAACGAGGAUCAAAUUGACGACGUUGUUCUCACGGGCGGGAGUUCCAAAAUUCCUAAGAUUCGGCAGCUUUUGAGGGACUACUUUAAUGGAAAGGAGCCGGACAUGGAGGUGAACCCAGAUGAAGCAGCCAGAGAUGGUGCAGCUAUAAUAGGAGACACUCUAAGUGGGAACGGCUGGGGUGAUACUAAAGACAUACUUAUUUUGGAUGUGGUACCUCCUACCACCGGGACUGGAGCGAUGAACACAUUGAUUCACAGGAACAUCAUGAUCCCAACCAUGGAAUCUCAAAUUUUCACCACUUACCAGGAUCAGCAGGGUACUGACUUCGCUCAGGUCUUUGAGGAAGAGGACCAAGGGUGCUUGGUUGCAAGGGUGGUGCUUGGGCUGCCGUCGAAGAUAGCGAGCUGCGUGGAGUCUCUCCUUCAGCAGUCAGGCCCCAACACCAUUGCCUCCAUCAUCCGGGAGCUGGAGGCCAAACUCAACCUCGACCUCUUCCACAAGGCCGGCUUCAUCCGCGACCAGAUCUACCUCCUCCCCGGUCCCCACAAGGCCAAACUCAUGGCGCCUGGUGAGGAUGAGGGCUACGCUUGGCUGGAAGUGAGAGAGAAAUUGGAUGACUUCAUUGUAGUGGGGGCAAAAUAUGGGGCCCGAUGA
Molecule: messenger RNA, 2376 nt
Organism: Phoenix dactylifera (date palm)
Lineage: Eukaryota; Viridiplantae; Streptophyta; Magnoliopsida; Arecales; Arecaceae
Product: luminal-binding protein 4-like
Molecular function (GO): ATP binding; ATP-dependent protein folding chaperone
Source: RefSeq, a predicted model, not a curated record